Thecamonas trahens ATCC 50062 is the source of this 894-nucleotide messenger RNA. Its product is annotated as diphthine synthase. Gene Ontology annotation, biological process: protein histidyl modification to diphthamide. The transcript has a single exon. Lineage: Eukaryota; Apusomonadida; Apusomonadidae. The record is from RefSeq and is a predicted model, not a curated record. Gene Ontology annotation, molecular function: diphthine synthase activity. Bases 1 to 894 code for a protein of 297 amino acids.
AUGAUUGGACUCGGGCUCGGUGAUGCCAAGGAUAUCACGGUCAAGGGCCUGGAGGCUGUGCGGACGUGCGCGCGGGUGUAUCUGGAGGCGUACACGUCCGUGCUCGGAGCGUCCAAGGAGGAGCUCGAGGCGUUCUACGGGGUGGAGGUUAUUGUGGCGGACCGCGAGCUGGUCGAGUCCGGGGCGGAUGAUACCCUCAUCGAGCCGGCCAAGGAGGAGAACAUCGGGUUCCUGGUGGUGGGCGAUCCGUUUGGCGCCACCACCCAUACCGACCUCGUCGUCCGCGCCCGGGCCGCAGGCGUCACCGUCUCGGUCAUCCACAACGCGUCCAUCAUGAACGCCGCCGGCGCGUGCGGCCUGCAGCUGUACAACUUUGGCCUCACCGUUUCGGUCGUCUUCUUCACCGAGACCUGGCGCCCGGACUCGUUCUACAACAAGGUCAAGAUCAACGCCGCCGCCGGCCUGCACACCCUCUGCCUCCUCGACAUCAAGAUGAAGGAGAUCUCCGACGAGAACCUCGCCAAGGGCCGCAUGAUCUACGACCCGCCGCGGUUCAUGACCGUCAAUCAGUGCCUCUCGCAGUUCCUCGAGGUCGAGGAGAAGUACGGCGAGGGCAUCCUCACCGCCGAUACCCAGGUCGUCGCCCUCGCCCGCGUCGGCCAGGAGACCCAGGUCAUCGCCGCCGGCUCCAUCGCCGAGCUCCUCCCGCUCGACUUUGGCCCGCCGCUGCACUCGCUCGUUGUCGUCGGCGAGACCCAUUUUCUGGAGGACGAGAUUCUCGCUGGCCUCUCUCAGACCGCCGAGCUCAAGCCGCUCGCCGACGGCGCCAACGACGACGUCGAGGCCGGCUCGACCGCCGACGCCAUUGCCGUCGCUGCCGACGGUGCCGAGUAA